AUGGAGAAAUUCGAGCCUGCCGACGAGCAUCGGGAGAAUAAAACUCUGGAGCUCCCACCAGAAACUUCUCCAGACGCCAGCCUCACCCAAGAAGAAGACCUCAAAAGGCGUAACAGAAAGCUCAACCGGCGUCUGGACUACCGCAUUCUGCCUCUGUGCUGCUGGGUGUAUCUUCUCAACUUCCUCGAUCGAGGCAACAUUGGCAAUUCCAAAGUCCUCAAUGCCGAGACUGGCGACGACCUGCUUCAACAGACGGGAAUGAGUGCCAGUAACUAUGCCAUUACCGUGACACUGUUCUCGCUAGCAUACGCCAUUUUCGAAGUACCCUCGAACUGGGUCAUGAAACAUUAUGUCCGCCCAUCGCUGUGGCUUGGUAUCCUACUGUUGGCCUGGGGUGCACUGACAAUUGGCUUUGCGGGCGUGCAUAACUAUGCCACAGUUGUUGCCUUGCGGUUCUUGAUCGGAGUGUUCGAGGCGGGCUUCUUUCCUGGUAUCGUAUACUUCAUCACGAUCUGGUACCAGUACAACGAACGAGCCGUCCGGAUUGCUCUUGUUGUGGCAUUCUGCAACCUCGCGGGAGCUUUUGGUGGAGCCAUUGCUUAUGGCGUCGGACAUAUCAACGGUGCAGCAGGCUUGGAAGGGUUCAGAUGGUUGUUCAUCAUCGAAGGCAUUAUCACCAUCGCAAGCGCUUUUUUGCUCUUCUUCUUUCUGCCCGACUACCCUGCUCGCGCACGCUGGCUGAGCGAAGACGAUAAACGUUUUGCUGAGGACCGUCUGGUCGAGCGAGGCGGCGGUUAUAAUCGGGACCAUGCCUCGAGAAGAGAAGUCCGCGAGACGUUCCUCAGUCCGCGAAUGCUGGCGCAUUACAUUGCAUAUAUUGCGGACGUCGUCCCUCAAGGCAGUUUUACCUUCUUCACGCCAACGAUUGUCAAGGGUCUCGGAUACACCUCGAUCAAGGCUCAACUCCUGACGGUUCCCCCAUGGUGCGUUGGCUUCGUCGUGGCCAUCACACUCUCAUACUCGGCGGACCGCUUCAACGCACGUGGGAUGCACGUCACCGUCGCCUCAGUGGUCGGCGGCGUCGGCUGGCUUGCUGCUGGCCUGCUCCCGCACGACGCCUACGUCAAGCGUUAUGGGUGUUUGUGUCUCGCUGCGUGUGGUGCUUUUCCCUCUGCCCCUUCGAUGACAAACUGGGUUACGUGCAACACGCCCAGCCUGUUGACGAUUCCUUUCGCGAUUGCCCUGCACAAUUCUUGCGCCGGCAUCGGGCAGAUUAUUGCGCAGUGGAUUUGGAAGGCAGGUGAAGAGAAGCAGGGCUAUCCAACCGGCAAUUUCACCUGUGCGGCGUGUAGUUUCUUCGUGGCUGCAAUGAUGACGGGUCUGAGGUUGUGGUAUGGCAGGAUGAAUAAGAAGGGGACGUUGGAUGCGAGUGGGCAGCCCAGGGUUUGGGCUUAUUAG
Molecule: messenger RNA, 1458 nt
Organism: Exophiala xenobiotica
Lineage: Eukaryota; Fungi; Ascomycota; Eurotiomycetes; Chaetothyriales; Herpotrichiellaceae
Exons: 4
Coding region: 1-1458 (485 amino acids)
Biological process (GO): transmembrane transport
Cellular component (GO): membrane
Molecular function (GO): transmembrane transporter activity
Source: RefSeq, a predicted model, not a curated record